This is a messenger RNA of Sardina pilchardus (European sardine), 3126 nucleotides long. It is a transcript of the gene med15, whose product is annotated as mediator complex subunit 15. NCBI's taxonomy places the organism in Eukaryota, Metazoa, Chordata, Actinopteri, Clupeiformes, Clupeidae. Gene Ontology annotation, molecular function: transcription coregulator activity. Bases 125 to 2449 code for a protein of 774 amino acids. Gene Ontology annotation, biological process: regulation of DNA-templated transcription. The record is from RefSeq and is a predicted model, not a curated record. The transcript is spliced from 18 exons.
UUAGUAGAUAUCGUAUGUCAAUGCCUACAGAGCAGCGGGGUUCACUCUAUUAUAUGUAGAUCUCUGCUCGAGGUACAGUCAGUUGUUUGCACGGGGUACUCAGAUAGCCAUAGUUCUGAAACCGAUGUCAGGCAUGGAUGUUCCUGGAGCAGACAGUGAUUGGAGGAGUCAAGGAUUCCGACAGAAAGUUGUUGCUCAAAUUGAGGAUGCCAUGCGAAAAGCUGGAACCCCUCACACCAAGAGCAGUCAGGACAUGGAGAAUCAUGUUUACGUAAAAGCAAAAACCAGGGAGGAAUAUUUGUCUCUUGUUGCAAGGCUCAUAAUUCACUUUAGGGACAUUCAUAAGAAGCAACAAGGUGGCCCAGACCCUAUGAAUGCCCUGCAGACCCUGACAGGAGGCCCUGGCAUCGGCAUGGGCCCUCGCCCCACGGGAGCCCCUAUGACCAUGGGUGCUAUGGGUCAGAUGCAGAUGGGACAGCACGCAAUGCAAGCUGGAAAUCAGCAGCCCAUAGGGGGUCCAGGGCAACUCCAGAUGCAGCAGAUGGCUCAGCAGCAGCAACAACAGCAACAGCAGCAGCAGCAGCAGUCUAUUCAGUUCCAGCACUUCCAGGCAGCACAGCAGCAACAGCAGCAGCAGCAACAACAACAACAACAACAGCAAGCGCAACAGCAGUCAGCCCUACAGCAGCAACAGUUUCAGCAGCUAAAGCUGCAGCAGCUGCAGCAGCAACAACAACAGCAGCAGCAGCAACAGCAACAACAGCAACAACAGCAACACCACCAGAACCAGCAGCUUCAGCAUCAGAACCAGCAGCAGCAGGCACAGAACCAACAGCAGCAGAAUCAGAUGCAUCAGUCCAGACUCCAGCAGCAGCAGAUGCUCCAGCUAGCCCAAGCCCAAGCACAGGCCCAGGCUCAAGCCCAAGCCCAAGCCCAGGCCCAGUCCAUCCAGCAUAUGGUACAGCAGCAGCAGCAGCAGCAACAGCAACAGCAGCAGCAAGCUCAGGUGCCGCAGCCUCAGCCCACCCAAAUGCCAUCGCACCCCCAGCAGCAGUCUAUGGUGGCCCAGUCCCUGGCUGGGCAGAUGCCCCCAGGGCAGCACCAGCCUAUCAGCACGCUCAGCCUGCAACAGCAGCAGCAACAACAGCAACAGCAGCAGCAGCAGCAGCAACAGCAGCUUAAAAUUCAGGCCAUGCAGCAGGCCAGAGUGUUGGCACAGGCGCAGCAGGUCCAGCAGGCCCAGGCCCAGGCACAGCUGAUGAUGCCCCGUGCUGGGAUGCAGCAAAUGCCACGGUUACCCCGUGCUCCGGCCCCAGCCAUCCCCCAGGCCCCCGCACAAAUGGGAGGACCGCAAAUGCCACAGCCCCAACAGCAGAUGAUGUCGUCACCCUCCCCGGUCCAGGUGCCGACGCCUCAGUCCAUGCCACCGCCCCCACAGCCCCAGCCCUCGCCACAGCCUCCGUCCUCCCAGCCCAACUCCGUCAGUUCGGGUCCCACACCCUCUCCUGGGGGGUUCCAGCCUAGUCCCUCUCCCCAACCUUCCCCAAGCCCUGUUCCAGGACGAACCCCUCAGAGCUACCCCCUCCAAGUGCCCUCUCCUGGACCUCUCAACACCCCAGGCAACCCCAACUCUGUCAUGAGUCCAGCUGGAGCCAACCAGUCAGAGGACCAGCUGUACAUGGACAAACUUAAGCAGUUGUCCAAAUACAUCGAGCCCCUGCGCCGGAUGAUCAACAAAAUUGACAAAAAUGAAGAUCGCAAAAAAGAUCUGAGCAAGAUGAAGAGCCUGCUUAACAUCCUGACUGACCCCAACACAAGAUGUCCCCUGAAGACAUUACAGAAGUGUGAAAUUGCCUUGGAAAAGCUGAAGAAUGACAUGGCUGUGCCUACCCCUCCUCCUCCUCCAGUGCCUACCACAAAAAAGCAGUACCUUUGCCAGCCUCUGCUUGAUGCUGUCCUUGCAAACAUCCGCUCUCCAGUGUUCAACCACUCCCUCUAUCGGACGUUCGCCCCAGCAAUGACGGCAAUCCAUGGUCCACCAAUUAUAGGGCCCUCGAUUCCCUCACGGAAACGCAAACAUGAAGAUGAUGAGCGUCAGACUAUUCCCAGCAUCCUCCAGGGAGAAGUGGCCCGCCUCAACUCCAAGUUCCUGGUCAACCUCGAUCCGUCCUACUGCAGUAACAACGGCACUGUACACCUAAUAUGCAAACUAGAUGACAAGAACCUCCCAAGUGUACCUCCUCUUCAGCUUAGCAUUCCAGCAGACUACCCUGAUCAGAGUCCACAGUGGGCAGACGAUAGCCAACAAUACGGAGCCAACCCUUUCCUGCAGAAGGUCCACAGGAAUAUGACCACCAAACUCCUGCAGCUGCCUGACAAACACUCGGUGACGGCGGUGCUGAAUACGUGGGCCCAGAGUGUGAGACAAGCGUGCUUAACUGUGGCUUGAGAGAAGCAGACACCCUCUGGCCUGUCUCCCCGUAGUUUAGCAAGUCCACUUCCAGUCUCCAGUGAGCACCCCACAUCACCAGGGCCUACAUCCAUAAAACAUCUCGAUAUGACUGAUUACACAAAUAAUGUAUCAGGCUCACUUUCUCCUCAUCUGCACCGUCAUCAUGAAUUAAAUAUGGACGUUAUUCCUACAGUCACCGCAGCUUCUCUAAGACGUUCUAUUAAGUCAGAUCUGGGUUAGCCUUUAAGGCCUCAGGACUGGAUAAUAUUGAAUGUCAGUCACAGUCGGUUCCAUUGCCUUUAGCAUUCUGCUAACCUCAGGCAUCGGUUUCGUGCUGCACAAGAAAAGGAUUCUGUUUCACUUCAGAGGAGUGGUGCGGAUCACAUUGUAAUGUCUGUAGGUAAAUCCACAUCAACUCUCUUCCCAGUGCCUACUACAACUGACACAAACUGCUCCCAUAUAGUCAACCCAACCCAUAAAUAUACAAUAGCAGUGCCCGGCACUAUGUGAGACUGAAGGUUCCUGAACAGGUGAUUCACAAGGGAAUUGUGAUGAAAAAUGUGUAUUAUUCUUUGGGUCCAUUUUGCUGUGUAAACCUUGGAGUGUAAAAAAAAUAUUAAUUUUCCUCUCCGUUUUUUUUAUUUGCAUAAAUAAAUACUUUUAUGUUCACUUGA